Dujonia railenensis is the source of this 1008-nucleotide messenger RNA. NCBI's taxonomy places the organism in Eukaryota, Fungi, Ascomycota, Pichiomycetes, Serinales, Debaryomycetaceae. The record is from the annotation of a GenBank genome assembly.
AUGGUCACCGAUACUCUUAAAUGGGCUCAACCCACCGGAGAAUUUAAACGUCAAGUUUCUUCAUUCCGUGAUUUUGUCUCAGCUAAGCCAGGAGCCAAAUUUGCCGCUGAGGCUGGUCGUUACCACCUCUACGUAUCAUUGGCUUGUCCAUGGGCCCACAGAACUCUCAUUGCUAGAGUUUUGAAGGGAUUGACCCAAAUCAUUUCGGUUUCAGUUGUCCAUUGGCACUUGGACCAAAAUGGCUGGAGAUUUAUCAAUGAUGAAGAAUUGGCUGAGGCAAAAAAAGGUUCUACCGAAUACGGAACUGUGGAUCAUGUCAAUUCUUUCAAAAGGUUGAAGGAGGUUUACUUCAAGGCUGACCCAGACUAUUCCGGCAGAUUUACUGUGCCAGUCUUAUGGGACAAGAAAUUGGAAACAAUUGUUAGCAAUGAAUCCAGUGAGAUUUUGAGAAUGCUCAAUUCUGAGUUCAAUGAGUUGCUUCCAAAGCAAUAUUCCGAGAUUGAUUUGUACCCCUCCAAGUUACAGGCUGAAAUUGAUGAGUUAAACGGUUGGGUCUAUGAUAACGUUAACAAUGGUGUCUACAAGACUGGGUUUGCAACAAAACAAGAAGUUUAUGACAAAGAAGUUGUAAAUGUUUUCAAGCACUUGGACAAAUUGGAAGAUUUAUUGAAGAAAAAUUACACCGAGGGAUCUGGUAAAGAUAGCGAGAAGAACUAUCAAUUCUUGUUAGGAAACCAAUUAACUGAAGCUGAUGUUAGGUUGUACACAACUAUCGUAAGAUUUGAUCCAGUAUACCAUCAACAUUUCAAGUGUAACAUCAGAAUGAUUAGACAUGAUUAUCCACACUUGGACAAAUGGUUGAGAACAUUGUACUGGAAGAUCUCUGGUUUCAAAGAAACUACUGAUUUCGAACACAUCAAGUAUCACUACACCAAGAGUCACAUUCAAAUCAAUCCAUUAUCAAUUACACCAUUGGGUCCUUUGCCAAAUAUCUUGCCUUUGGAAUGA